AUGAAUGAAGCAGCCCUCCCUUUCCCCCUCCACCUUCUCUUCCUCUUCCGGCAUGAACUCUUCUUCUUCCUUCUUGUCCUCUUCCAGGGCCAGAGUAGUUGGGCGGCCCCUAGGGAUGGAGAGAACCCUAUGCAAGUAGAGCCGAAGUGGCCAGUGGUCCCGGCUGGAGGCUCCAUUCAGCUCCGGUGCUCCAUGGCCUGCCCUGGGAACGAAGCCGCGGUGCAAUGGAAGGGGCUGGAUACGAGCCUCAGCAACACCGUCUCAGAGCCGGGGCUCAGCAUCCUGACCAUCCACAAAGCCACGCUCUCUAUGGCUGGGACCAGAGUGUGCAUCGGCACGUGCCAAGGCCAAACCUACCAGGAGCGUGUCGAGCUGCUAGUCUACACCUUUCCGGACAAAGUGGAAGUGUCCCCGAGCACCUUGGUCCUUGGGCAGGCAGCCACCCUGGCCUGCUCGGCCCAAGAGGUGUUCCCUUAUGAAGGCUACCUGACGUUCUCCUGGUACCGGGGAGAUAAGAAGCUGGGAGGACUCAAGUUCCUUCAUGAUGAUGUGAAGAAUGAGCAAGAAGCAGAGACUGGGGAGUAUCCGGAAGUGUUCAGCGUCACCAAGUACUGGGCCCUACCAGCGGACCUUGUGACCCUGGGACCGGAGCUCCGCUGCCUGGUUGAGAUGAAGCUUGAGCAUCAGGUUCUCAACCACAGCCGGGGCAUAGCUGUCUGGCCCAGGAUGACAUCCCCGGAACCAAGCACCCCUCUGGCAACAAAGACCCCUGAGGGGCUGCUUCUGCCCUCCUCAGAGGCCCCUAGAGUACAGGAUUACACCUCCACGCUUCCCGACACCACGGCUUCCUCCCUGACUUUGGGCCCUGGGUCUUCGCUAUCCCCUACUUCAAAACCCAGCACCGGCUCUCUGUGCCUCCCCGAAAUAUCCUGGUCCCAAACAUCAGGGGUCAAUGGGAGUCACCUGAUGCUAAGAUGCAAGACAGUGUGUGAAGGGGCCUCUGUGUCCUGGAGCCAGGCCCCGGGCAGCCUGGCAGACUACCAGAGACAGGAGGCUGGGGCCCAGGCCACCCUAAUCAUAAUGCAUCCAGGACCCCAGAACAGGGGGCUGUACCAGUGCCAACAAGAACCCGGGGGUCAAACGGCCAGGAUAUCCCUGGACAAGAACAUCGUGCCUGAUGUGGACAAAUGGGGCAACUCAGCAGCCCUGUGGACAGGUGGUUGCCUGCUGGGGUUGAUCCUUAUGGCCUUCUUCUCUUACCGCCUAUGGAGAUGGCUCAGGACGAAGGACUGUGCCUCUCUCCAGACCUGAGCCCAGCCUUGAAAGCACACUCUUUGCCACAGCCCUGGCUGAAUACCAAGCUCUAGAUCCUGCCAGCUUCCAGGGCUGGGAAGUGGACUGGCCAGUGUAAAAAGUAGGGAGGUGAUCCCCCAUCCUGAGCCUCCCUUGGGUCUGCCACCCAGAGGGCCCUCAAAACUGGCUCCCACAGCUAGGUGGAAUGGAAGCAAGGUAGUCCUCAGGGCUGGGUAGGGACAGUUUGGGAGGGUCCCACUAGGCUCUCUCCCACCAGCUGGUUCUUCUCUUUGGGGCAGGAAUGGGUGGGAAGUCCAUUUCUGAUCACCCCAGGGUCUGACUAAUAAAGAGUUCGUCUGUCUGUGAAGCUGCUGCUCCUGCUAACUGAGAGCCACACAGCUCCGACUGUCCAAAUAUGGAAGGUCCAAGCUGGAAGGGAUCUCUGAAGACAGAACAUCAGAACCGCCUGGGACCUUAGAGAACAUCAUUUACUCAUUUAAUACACAAACAGCUGGCUCUGGAAAAAAGAGGACCUGGGUUCAAUUCCUGCUUCUAACACCUAUUAGCUAUGUGACUUGAGCAAGUUAUUAGAUCUAGGUGUUGCAAUAGAUAAAACUGGGCCUAGAGUUAGGAAGACCCAAGUUUAAAUCCAGCCUCAGACACUUAUGUACUACACGAUCUUGGACAAGUCAUUUAACUUCUGUCUCUACUUCCUCAACUGCAAAAUAAGGGUAAUAAUUGCAUCUAUCUUGAAGGAUUAUUGUGAGCAUCAAAUGAUAGAAUAUUUAUAAAGCACUCAGCAUAAUGCCUGGCCUGCAGAAAGCACUGAAUAAAUCCUUGUUCUUCUUUCCCUGCCUCCUUUUCCUCAUCUGUAAAAUAAGAAUACAGCUGGCCUCCGCAGUCCCUUCUGACUCCAGACCUCUGGAUCCUAUCCUCCCUACCCCUAACUCUAACUUUAUUGUGAAUUCGACAAGUGUUUACCUAGGACUCACUCUGUGCUAGGCACUGUACUCAAUGCUAAGGAUAUAGAGCAACCCCAACCUGGUCCCUGCUAACAUUCCAAUGUGGGAGAGCAGAAGGGUUGGAAUCAUAUGGAUGUAGACACAAAGUAUAUACAGACUAAUGGAGGUGGAUAGAGGGAAAGAGUGCUAACAGCUGUUAGGACCAGGAGAAC
This is a messenger RNA of Gracilinanus agilis (Agile Gracile Mouse Opossum), 2467 nucleotides long. RefSeq names its product mucosal vascular addressin cell adhesion molecule 1 (gene MADCAM1). NCBI's taxonomy places the organism in Eukaryota, Metazoa, Chordata, Mammalia, Didelphimorphia, Didelphidae. The transcript has 5 exons. Bases 1 to 1311 code for a protein of 436 amino acids. Gene Ontology annotation, biological process: leukocyte tethering or rolling; positive regulation of lymphocyte migration; integrin-mediated signaling pathway. The record is from RefSeq and is a predicted model, not a curated record. Gene Ontology annotation, cellular component: membrane. Gene Ontology annotation, molecular function: integrin binding involved in cell-matrix adhesion.